AAUGGAGUCCUUGCCUCACACAUAUCGUGAGGAAACUGCGCGGUAGAAUAUGACAGUUUGACUUGGACGCGGCGAGAGGAGUGAGGGUUCUAUAAGAUCUUUGGUCAGAUGAAAUUUUCGUCAUUUGCAACCAGACCAUUCCUUUGGCACACAUCUUGGAGUAGAAGAAAGUAGCCAAUAAGAAAGAAGAAGAAAAAUCAGACCAUUCGAAACCAUUGUCGUUUUCGGUGGUUAAAUUUGGUUCAACCGAGGUUUUACCUAAACGAGAUUAAUUCGCUUUCGUUGCUGAUCGGUUAUUAAUAAAGAAAAAAUUUUCACUCUCUCGGGUAUUGAAAAUGGUAACUCUAAUGAAAGCCGUACUGUUUGUGAUGGUGUCAUUCGUUUCGGCUCGUGAAGUCCCUGACUUCCUCAAGGUGUGCAAGCGGCAGGAUCCGGACUUGCCAAAUUGCGUAUCCGAAAGCAUAGAUCACCUUCGGCCACUUCUUGUGGAUGGAGUUGCCGAAUAUGGGAUACCUGCUUUGGAGCCCUUGUUGCUGCAUGAAAUAGUCGUUUCCCAAGCAGGCGGACUGAAAAUUGCAGGGAAUAACAUUAAAGUACACGGCUGUAGUAACUUCGCCGUAACCCAUUUGAGCAUUGAACUCUCCACGAUUGACGUUGAGGUGACGAUCGAGUUGCCGAACUUGUGGAUCGAAGGAACCUACUCCGUAGAGGGUAAAUUGUUGCUGUUGCCUGUGGUCGGGUCGGGACCAUUGCAGAUUAAUCUUACCUUGUGUAAGGGCGAAGUGAAAAUGCGGGGAAACGUGUUCAAGGAUGACAACGGCGUCGAGCAUCUGAGCUGCGCCGAAAUGGACUUGAAGAUUUCUGUCGGCAGUGGCGUCGUGCGUCUCGAUCACCUUUUGGGAAAGGAUGACGCGUUCGGUGUCCUUGUCAAUUCCGCUAUCAAUAAGCACUUUGACACAUUCUUGAAAGAAAUCAAGCCAUUGCUGGAAGAAGCUUUAUCGGAAGCUUUCAAGGAUAUCGCCAAUAAAAUCGUCGAGCCCUUCAAUUACGCACAGCUUUUGCUGAAUGAUUAGAUCCGCGAGAAAAGUUGAUAAUAGGAGAAGUUAAGAAACUUGUUACUGGCGGAAGAAAAAUGCUAAAUCCGUUUUUUUUUUUUAAUCUAUAAGAUAAGUAUCGAACCUUGCCAACGAAUAGCUAAGAGCAGAAUCGAACUUAUUUCUAGAUGACAAACAACUUAUUUGUACAAAUCGAAUUCAUCUGCUCGAAUAGGUGUGAAAAUAUACUCAUGUGACCACGUA
Neodiprion fabricii is the source of this 1298-nucleotide messenger RNA. Its product is annotated as circadian clock-controlled protein daywake-like. The transcript has 3 exons. Lineage: Eukaryota; Metazoa; Arthropoda; Insecta; Hymenoptera; Diprionidae. The record is from RefSeq and is a predicted model, not a curated record. The coding region runs from base 336 to 1073 and encodes 245 amino acids.